AUGCUCGACCUAGAAUGUACCGGUAUCCUUCCCAACCCAUGUAUCCUCCAAAUCGGCGCCGUACACUUCGACCUUGACACCGGAGAAGAAUACUCGCAUUUCUGUACCCCAAUUGGCCUUAAGUCAUGCGAAGAUGUGAAGUUGCAAAGUACUGAGCAAACUAUGGAGUGGCUUCUUGAAAAUUCGCCACAAGUACUGCAGGACAGUAGGAACAGCGAAGUCACGAUUUUCCAGGCGCUGUUUCGAUUCAAUAAUUUCCUGAGGAAGGCUCUUAGGACGAAUAGGCAUCGUCUGGAGGAGAUGGGUCGCUUGUAUGCUUCUGAUAUGUCUGAGCUGAUGGUAUGGGGAAAUGGUGCCGUGGCGGAUAAUAUAUGGAUAAAUUCAGCAUAUGCAGCAUGCGGAAUGGCUGACCGCAAGCCUUGGACCUACAAGAACGACAUGUGUGUGAGGACUUUAGUCCGAACAGCAGGCGAUAUCCUUGGGAGAGACUUUUCUAGAGAAGAGCCUUUUCAGGGUACCAGACAUGAUGCUCUUGAUGACUGUAGGCACCAGAUUCGAUACAUGGUAAAAGCUAGAAAUGCGAUGAAAUCGCUUUCAGAGAAGCCAAAACUGAGUUCAAAUGUUUUGACGACGCUUACAAUCGGGGAAGAACAAGAUAUAGAGGAGACGGAUGCAAAUCAUGACGAUGCGACAACGCUUUCUGAUCCUGGAAUUCGCGAGCCGAGCUUACCACCGAACGACGUUACAACAAUCACAGAGGCUGUGAAAGUCUUAUCCACAGUUCCUCAACAGCUCGAAUCAACCGCGGUCACAAACAUAUCUCUAGAGAAGAUCCCAUAUCCUCAGGAGCCUGCAACAGAUUUCCAAGUUUCAUCAUCAACAGAAGAAGUCCUUGGACCAUCGCAGGAUUUCUUUCGGGCAGACGAAGACGAGGAUGAUGCUGAUAUGGACGCUUUAUUGCAAGCAGCAUUUGAAGUAUACGAAGAGGAGCGAACCCCAAGAAGCAGUCAAGUUGAUACGAUGAUAUUACCCGACUCCUCUCAUCAAUCAUUACCGACAAUCCAGGAGAGGGUGGCGGACGAGAAUGGCUGUGGGCAGCAGUCUACAGAAGCCUCAGCGCUGAAACUGUCGGAACAGUUGAAGAAAAUGACAGUGUCUUGA
Messenger RNA from Cadophora gregata, 1161 nucleotides. RefSeq lists its product as uncharacterized. The transcript is spliced from 2 exons. Gene Ontology annotation, molecular function: nucleic acid binding. Bases 1 to 1161 code for a protein of 386 amino acids. The record is from RefSeq and is a predicted model, not a curated record. NCBI's taxonomy places the organism in Eukaryota, Fungi, Ascomycota, Leotiomycetes, Helotiales, Ploettnerulaceae.